Molecule: messenger RNA, 3288 nt
Organism: Salvia hispanica
Lineage: Eukaryota; Viridiplantae; Streptophyta; Magnoliopsida; Lamiales; Lamiaceae
Product: disease resistance protein RGA2-like
Molecular function (GO): ADP binding
Source: RefSeq, a predicted model, not a curated record
UCGAGAGUAGCCAAGGUAUUCUCAAAAACACUUCUUCUGAUCAGAGUAGGCAGGAUUUUCUCAAAAAGACUUCUUUUGGUCAAGUUGAUGUUGAGAGUAGUCAAGAUUUUGUGAAAAGGAAUUAUCAUGAUCAAGUUGAGGUCGAGAGUAGGCAAGGUAUUCUUAAAAGGCUUCAAAAAGCUUUAAAAGAUAAAACUUAUAUUUAUUCUGGAUGAUGUUUGGAAUCAAGAUCGUCCCAAAUGGGAUGAUUUUAUCAAUUCUUUGGUUGGUGUUACUUCUACCAAGAGGAAUGCAAUUGUUAUUACCACCAGAAAUAUGGAAGUCGCUUCAACUAUGCAAUCACUUCAUACACAUGAGCUCAAAGGAUUAUCACACGAAAAUUGUUGGUCAAUAAUCAAAGCCAAAACUUUUGGAAAACAUGAUAUUCCAUCAAAGUUUGAGGCCAUAGGGAGGAAGAUUGCAACAAGAUGUCAAGGUUUGCCAUUAGCUGCUAAUGUAGUUGGUGGGGCGCUAUAUAAGAAAUCUGAAGAAGAAUGGCUCUCGAUUGAAGAGAAAUGGCUUUCACAUGAUGAAGGGGAUCGUAUCACAAAUAUAUUGAAGUUGAGCUUUGAAAAUUUGUCUCUAUCGUCACUCAAAAAGUGUUUUGCAUGUUGUUCGCUUUUCCCUAAAGGUCACAGAAUCAAAAGUCAAGAACUGAUUGAGUAUUGGAUGGCAGAAGGAUUUCUUGAAGCUAAUGGAAGCAGUGAGAUGGAGUGCUUAGGCGAAAAAUUUAUGAAAGUUCUUGUGCACAACUCUCUACUACAAGUUGCAGAAAGAGAUGAUUAUGGAAAUGUAAAGAGUUGUGUGAUGCACGAUCUUGUGCAUGAUCUCGCAUGUUCAAUUUCAGGUUCUUCUAAUAAUAAAGAAAGUGGGAGCCGAGUGAGAUACAUGAUUCAUGAUGAAGAAAGUCGAAUUCCAAGAGAAGUGGCAAAAUAUUUGCGGACAUUAUUGUUUGAGGGAGACAUUUACCGUAACAAGUUUGCAGAUUUCGAGCAUCUACAUGUUUUAGUUCUUGCAGAUGAUUGCUGUGAUAAGUUGCCAAUUUCGAUAAGGAAGUUGAUACAUUUAAGGAAACUUGAUAUCUCAUCGACGUGUAUCAAAUACUUGCCGGACUGGAUCGGUGAACUCCAUCAGAUGCAAACAUUAAAUGCAGGCACACGAAGAUUGAGGGAGCUGCCUAGAAAUGUGAAGUACUUGAUUAAUUUAAGGCAUCUUUAUAUCAAUUCAUUAACAAAGUUGCCUGCUGAGAUUGGGUGUUUAACUUCUCUCCAGACGCUAGAGUAUUUUAUUGUUGGCGACAAGAAUGGAUGCAAAAUCGAAGAGCUCGGGAGUUUGAAUGGUCUCAAAGGAAAAUUGGAAAUUUCUAACCUUGAGAGGGUUGAAAACAAGGAAGAGGCUGAGAAAGCAAGUCUAUCUAACAAGUCAAAAAUAUUGGAGUUGCGUUUGACAUGGAACAUGCAUAGAGAAGUUGAAGCUACAAAUGAUGAGAAUGUGUUGGAAGGCCUCCAACCUCACUCUAAUAUGAAGAAGUUGGAUAUUGAAGGAUUCAAGGGAAAAAGAUUUCCAUCCUGGACUCAAAAUAUGGUAACUGAAAAUGUUUGUCAAGGUUGUUGGGUUCCACUUAACAAGUUGAUAGAGAUAAAACUCUCCAACUGCUCAGAAUGUGAAGAAAUCCCAAUGUUUGGGCAAUUGCCAAAUCUCAAGUCUCUCUGGUUAGAAGGAUUGACAAAUUUGAAGUCCAUAAAUUCUUCUUUCUAUGGAUUAGUGAAUGAGGAGACACAUAUUGUUUUUCCAGCUCUAGAAAGACUCGUGUUGGUUGAAAUGCCUAAUCUUGCAGAGUGGGCAGAAGUAGAACCAGGAGGUGCAAGUGAUGUGAAGGUAUUUCCUAACCUCCAACACUUGGAGAUCUCUAAUUGCAACCAAUUGAUGAGUUUUCCUAAUCAUUCGUGGUCACGCCUCAAAAGUUUGAUCAUCGAGGGGAGUGGGAGCAUGCCUUUCACAUGCAUAUUCAAGACAGAAUUAAAGUUGCUAACAGAGCUUUGGAUAGAAGGAAUAGAUGAAGUGGAAUAUCUCCCAAAUUGGUUAUUCUUUAACAAUCCCAAUCUGUUGGAGUUAAGUAUAAGAAUGUGUUCCAAUUUGAGAGAACUACCUGAUGGUCUAGGCACCCUCAAUUCUUUGGAGAAGUUAAUUAUAAGCGAGUGUCCAAAUUUGGAACGAGUAGCAGAUAUUGGUGCACAACAAUCACAAGGAAGCCUCACAUGUCUUAAAAGGUUGGAGAUUUGUGAAUGCAAAGCUUUGCUGUAUAUUCCAUGUGAAAUGGUAGGAUCCUUGCUUGAGGUACUGAAGUUGAAUAAUUUAAGUAGCCUAAAGAAUCUACCCGAUAUAAUUGAUUGUCUGCCGAAAUUGCCUCGUCUAACAUGUUUACGAUUUAUUGGUGUUUCUCGAUUGGUGGCCACUUAUUCAAAUAAUUGGUUAAAAAUAGAUGUUAGUAUGGAGGGAUCUAUGGAGACCGUUGAUGGUUUAUUGCAAGGAUGCUACUCCAACUCAGUUAAGGAAUUACACUUGAAAGGGAGGGAAGGUUGGGGAAAUUUGCCAGAAUCAAUUCAACAUCUCACCUCUAUUGUAUGGUUAAAGAUAGAGAAUUAUGGAAUGGAAGAGUUGCCUGAAUGGUUGGGGAACCUCUCGUCUCUAAGCGUAUUGUGGAUAUAUAAUUGCAAGAAGUUAAGGUGUCUACAUGCACUGCGGGGCCUCACAUCACUUGAACGCAUACAUAUUAAGGGCAGCCCAGAAAUGAGUAUUAAACAACAAAGUGAUGCAGCUGAUUCCCAAUGGCCCAACAUUUCCCAUAUCAACUUCAUUCUGAUUGAUGGACAAAUAGUAGGAAGAAGGAGAACUCUUGUGAGUUUCAUGAAUGGCUGCCUCUAAUUGCUCAACCACACUUAAUGUUUACUGACAUUUCUGCUCAUUUUCUGUUGUAGGAAUGUCAAGAGUUAUCCAUUUCUCCAUUUAGCUGCAUUGCUCUGCUCCCAAAAUGCAGUGUUUUCCGUUAGCUGUUGAGACUGUAAAUUGCAAAUUAACAUGUUGUAUAACACAAAUUGGAUGUUCUAUUGUGUAUUUGUACGUGUUUCAUCAAAUAUUAAUACUGGUAUGUAGGUAGUUUAAUAUAUAAGAUUAUAAGUAAGAUAAGACAGUGUUUUUAUAGCCAAAAGAGCACUAAAUUAUUGAGCAAUGCACAAACAUUUUCUAGUG